Molecule: messenger RNA, 896 nt
Organism: Salvia miltiorrhiza (redroot sage)
Lineage: Eukaryota; Viridiplantae; Streptophyta; Magnoliopsida; Lamiales; Lamiaceae
Product: RING-H2 finger protein ATL67-like
Exons: 1
Coding region: 185-760 (191 amino acids)
Biological process (GO): protein ubiquitination
Molecular function (GO): transferase activity
Source: RefSeq, a predicted model, not a curated record
AAAAUAUUUUUUGUUGGAAUUGAAAAAUAAAAUAUACUAUUGAAUAUGAAGAAUCACCCCAUGUUGUUGACCCAUUAAAUGAGUUCCUCUGUUUCCACAUUCGAGUAUUAAAUGCUGCAUCUAUGCCCCCAACCCCCACCCACCCCCUCACUCAGAUGGCAUUUUCCACCCCCUUUCUCUCCAAAUGUCCGCCUCGCCACCGCCUCCGCCUCCGCCGCCGCCGUUAGCCCCCUCCCUCUCCAGAAACCUCACCUCGAUCGGCGCCAUCUCCAUCGCCCUCGGCUUCGUCGUCUUCUUCUCCAUCCUCCUCCUCGCCUCCUACAUCUGCUACCGAUCCCUCUCCCGCCGCCGCCGCCGCCACGGAGGCGGAAAUCCAAACCCUAGGAAUUCCACGGAAAACAGCAUCUAUCUCCCGCGCAUCAUCUUCGUCGCCGAGGACGACGAGGGCGAGAACGACGCCGUCGUGGGGCUGGAGCAGGCGGUGAUCAACUCGUAUCCGAAGCUCGUGUUCACCAAGCGGAGCGGGAAUUGGGAGAACGACGCCGUCUGCGCGAUCUGCCUGUGCGAGUACAGGGAGGCGGAGAUGCUGAGGAUGCUGCCCGAUUGCAGGCACUGCUUCCACGUGAUGUGCGUCGACGCCUGGCUCAAGCUCAACGCCUCCUGCCCCGUCUGCCGGAAUUCGCCGCUGCCGACGCCGCUCUCCACGCCGCUGCAGGAAGUGGUGCCGCUCUCUCAGUACUCCGAUGGGCGGAGACGGUGAGGAAGGAAUUGAGUUUUGUCAAUUGUGGCCUUGUGGGGGUCGGGCUGUAGUUUCUUCAUUUUUUAGGGGGGGAAAUGUAAGUUUUUGAAAAUUUAUAAUGAAAUUACUUCAAAAAUCUACCUAAGUCUGGAUUUUA